Molecule: messenger RNA, 1050 nt
Organism: Budorcas taxicolor (takin)
Lineage: Eukaryota; Metazoa; Chordata; Mammalia; Artiodactyla; Bovidae
Gene: KHDRBS2
Product: KH RNA binding domain containing, signal transduction associated 2
Exons: 9
Coding region: 1-1050 (349 amino acids)
Biological process (GO): regulation of alternative mRNA splicing, via spliceosome
Cellular component (GO): nucleus
Molecular function (GO): mRNA binding; poly(A) binding
Source: RefSeq, a predicted model, not a curated record
AUGGAAGAGGAGAAGUACUUGCCUGAGCUGAUGGCAGAGAGAGACAGCCUGGACCCGUCCUUCGUGCACGCCUCGCGCCUGCUGGCCGAAGAAAUUGAAAAAUUUCAAGGUUCUGAUGGAAAAAAUGAAGAUGAAGAAGAGAAAUAUCUUGAUGUCAUCAGCAACAAAAAUAUAAAGCUUUCAGAAAGGGUAUUGAUUCCUGUCAAACAGUAUCCAAAGUUCAAUUUUGUGGGCAAAUUGCUUGGGCCAAGAGGAAACUCCUUGAAGAGGCUACAGGAAGAAACAGGUGCUAAAAUGUCUAUCCUGGGCAAAGGAUCAAUGAGAGAUAAAGCAAAGGAAGAAGAAUUAAGAAAAAGUGGGGAAGCCAAGUAUGCCCACUUGAGUGAUGAACUUCAUGUAUUAAUUGAAGUGUUUGCUCCACCAGGGGAGGCUUAUUCACGUAUGAGUCAUGCUUUGGAAGAGAUUAAAAAAUUUCUGGUUCCCGACUAUAAUGAUGAAAUUCGUCAGGAACAACUACGUGAAUUAUCUUACUUAAAUGGCUCAGAGGACUCUCUUCGUGGCAGAGGUGUUAAAGGCAGAGGGAUAAGAAUAGCUCCCACAGCUCCAUCAAGGGGACGUGGGGGAGCCAUUCCUCCUCCCCCACCACCAGGACGAGGCAUUCUCACCCCUCGAGGGACCACUGUGACCCGUGGUGCUCUUCCAGCGCCCCCUAUAGCGAGAGGCGUUCCUACCCCACGAGCCCGGGGGUCACCCACCCUGCCAGGAUACAGGGCACCCCCUCUGCCAGCCCACAAGGGGUACGAAGAGUAUGGUUAUGAUGAUGGCUAUGGGGGUGAAUAUGAUGAUGAAAUCUAUGAGACUUAUGACAAUAGCUAUGCCAUCCAAGCACAAAGUGUUCCUGAAUACUAUGACUAUGGUCAUGGAGUAAGUGAGGAUGCCUAUGACAGCUAUGCUCCAGAAGAAUGGGUCACGACUCACUCCAGCCUGAAAUCACCUCCAUCAAGGUCAGCCCGAGGGGGAUACAGGGAGCACCCCUAUGGUAGAUACUGA